AGGAAAAUUUAAUAAGUUUAACAGUUACCAUUGGCGAGGACUAAGAUUUUAAAAUUACAGGACUAAAAGUGACCGAACAAAAGUAUAUAUAAUUAAAUCCACAACUUUCGUUAUAGCACAGGGAUUAAUAGCAGAAUUUAACCUAGAAUAAAAAAACCCUAUAUAUUGCUUGAAAAACCCUAGCAUUCGAUCUCUGUUUGUAUUCGGCCGUCGAAGAUGUCGAAGCGAGGGCGUGGAGGAUCAGCUGGAAACAAGUUCAGGAUGUCACUGGGUUUACCAGUGGCUGCCACCGUGAACUGUGCCGAUAACACUGGUGCUAAGAACCUUUAUAUCAUCUCCGUGAAGGGGAUCAAGGGCCGCCUCAACCGAUUGCCAUCGGCUUGUGUUGGAGACAUGGUGAUGGCUACUGUCAAGAAAGGAAAGCCUGAUCUAAGGAAGAAGGUCUUGCCUGCCGUCAUCGUGAGGCAACGUAAGCCUUGGCGCCGAAAGGAUGGUAUUUACAUGUACUUUGAAGAUAAUGCUGGUGUCAUUGUGAAUCCGAAGGGAGAAAUGAAAGGUUCUGCCAUUACUGGUCCAAUUGGGAAGGAGUGUGCUGAUCUGUGGCCAAGAAUUGCAAGUGCAGCCAAUGCCAUUGUUUAGGGAUUUGAAUUUUUCUAGAGUUUUUUGUUCCCUUGAGUCAUGGCUUUUUGCUGGAUCAAGAUUUUGUUAUGUGUUUUUUAGGGUUUCUUGAAAAAUAUCGUAUGGAUAGCUUUGAUUUGGAUUUUGAUGCUGGGAUGUAGUUAAUGGAUUGUUCUCCCAUGUUUAAGCUUAUUAUUUCCUUUUUCAUUGAGGAUCUUGCUGAUCUUAGCCAUAUUAAUCGUAACUUGGAACCGGAUUGCUGAUUGAAUUGGAAAUCAAUCAGUUUAUCAGUCUGGACAGAGGGAAUGAAUCGGUUUGAAUUGGUUGAGGUAGUGAUUGAAUUGGAUUUUUUUCUAAAAAAGUUUUGUAAUAUUUUAAUAUUUUUAUAAAUUUUUAAUAGGUUAUUUAAGUGAAA
Molecule: messenger RNA, 1033 nt
Organism: Gossypium arboreum
Lineage: Eukaryota; Viridiplantae; Streptophyta; Magnoliopsida; Malvales; Malvaceae
Product: 60S ribosomal protein L23-like
Exons: 4
Coding region: 217-639 (140 amino acids)
Biological process (GO): translation
Cellular component (GO): ribosome; cytosolic large ribosomal subunit
Molecular function (GO): large ribosomal subunit rRNA binding; structural constituent of ribosome
Source: RefSeq, a predicted model, not a curated record